UUUCCAUGCCUCUUACAAGAAUUGUGAGAGUGAAUGAUUACAUCCUUAGUUUUUCUAAACCACAAAAUAAAAACUUUCGUUCAUGAAAUCUUAUGGUAAGUUUUGAGAGAAAUAUCCGAGUAUUGCUUCAGUCCGUUGCAUACGAAUCAAGCGAGACGAUGGUGCAGCCUGGAACCGAGAUAAAAGCAAGCGACCUAACCCUACUAGUAAUCACGAUUAUACUCUUCGCAAUCUUCAUCGUUGGCUUGGCUUCGGUUUGCUUCCGCUGGACCUCUCGCCAAUUUUACUCACAAGAAUCCAUCAACCCUUUCACUGACUCCGACGUUGAAUCCCGUACGAGUAUUACGGCGGUGCGUGGGCUCGACGAGGCUAUCAUCAACUCAUUUCCGACGUUUCUCUACUCGGAGGUGAAGGAGCGGAGAAUCGGGAUAGGUGGCGUCGAGUGUGCAGUGUGUAUCUGUGAGUUCGAAGACCAUGAAACGCUCCGUUUGAUGCCUGAAUGCUGCCACGUGUUUCAUGCUGAUUGUGUAAGUGUCUGGCUCUCUGAUCACUCCACGUGUCCACUCUGUCGUGUGGAUCUUUGCUUACAACCGGGUGAGAGAAGCUACUUGAAUCCGGAACCGGAUCUUGUAGAAUCUACAAACUCGCAUUUGUUUGAUGGUGUGACGUGGACCAAUAGGAACAGACCGUCUCGGUCAUGGUCAACGAGAUUGUCUCAAUGUCGAGUCUCCCAGAUAUUAAUCUCGAGAUCGCAUUCGACCGGACAUUCUGUGGUUCAACCGCUAGAUAAUUUAGACCGGUUUACGCUUCGGUUACCAGAAGAAGUCCGGAGGCAACUGACGAAAAAAACGGUGGACAACGUGGCAUUUUCUCAGGCUAGGAGCUCACGGCGUGGUUACAGAAGCAGAAGUGCCGGAAGCGAGAGGAGUGUCUUCUCGUACCAACGGCGGAUGCAUUCCUUCUCUGAUUGUGCAUGGUCCACCUCCUGUGGCGGAGAAGCGGUGGCUCCGUCAAAGGAUUCCCGCCGAAUAUCAGUUGAACAAUCCCAGCUAGAUGAUCGAGUGUAGUAGAUAGGCAAUUUUCUU
Molecule: messenger RNA, 1085 nt
Organism: Arabidopsis thaliana (thale cress)
Lineage: Eukaryota; Viridiplantae; Streptophyta; Magnoliopsida; Brassicales; Brassicaceae
Product: RING/U-box superfamily protein
Exons: 1
Coding region: 93-1067 (324 amino acids)
Biological process (GO): protein ubiquitination
Cellular component (GO): membrane
Molecular function (GO): transferase activity; ubiquitin protein ligase activity
Source: RefSeq, marked reviewed